Messenger RNA from Ananas comosus (pineapple), 1434 nucleotides. RefSeq names its product elongation of fatty acids protein 3-like. The transcript has a single exon. Gene Ontology annotation, cellular component: endoplasmic reticulum membrane. Gene Ontology annotation, biological process: fatty acid elongation, monounsaturated fatty acid; sphingolipid biosynthetic process; fatty acid elongation, polyunsaturated fatty acid. The record is from RefSeq and is a predicted model, not a curated record. Bases 307 to 1173 code for a protein of 288 amino acids. Gene Ontology annotation, molecular function: fatty acid elongase activity. NCBI's taxonomy places the organism in Eukaryota, Viridiplantae, Streptophyta, Magnoliopsida, Poales, Bromeliaceae.
AUUACCCCUCCCUCGCAUUCUCUUUCCCGUUCCCCUUGUUAUAAAUAUAGCUGUCCUACCCUCUGUCCCCCACGUUUUCCCCAAAAAAUACUCGCCCGAGCUAAAACUAUAAACCUCACCCGUCCUCUCCUUUUCGAUCCCUCUUCUCUUCCUAAUUCCGACCUCUCAUUUUCCCGAUAUAAUUAUAAUAAUAAUAAUUUUAAAUUUUAAAACUUUUAAUUUAAUAGGUGGUGCACUUAUUAAUUAUACCUAGUCGAUCGUUGUCGGAGCAGGAGGAAAAGCGAGGGGGAAGGGAAGGGGGGGGGGAUGAGAGGGAUAACGUACUGGCUCGCGGAGCACCCGGCCAUCGUGGGGUUCCGGUGGAGCCACGCGCAGUCGUGGGGCUCGACGUGGUCGUUCCUCAUCUCCUCCCUGGCGCUCUGUGUCGUGGCGGCGGCCGCCCUCCACCUCGCCCUCUGCGUCCUCCUCCGGCACCGGCGAGUCCCCCUGGGCCCGGUCCCGGCCCUCCACUCCCUGGUGAUGGCGCUCGCCUCGGGGGCCAUCUUCCUCGGCACGCUCCUCUCGGCGCUCGCGGAGAUCCGCGACUCGCGGUGGGCGUGGCGCGGGCGCAGCCGGAACAGCCCGCUGCAGUGGCUGCUCUGCUUCCCGCUGGGCACCCGGCCCUCGGGGCGCGUCUUCUUCUGGUCCUACGCCUUCUACCUCUCCCGGUUCCUCCACCUCCUGCGCGCCUUCUUCGCCAUCCUGCGCCGCGCCCCCAACCCGCUGGCCCGCGUCUUCUCCCACUGCGCCCUCGUCGCCAUGUCCUUCCUCUGGCUCGAGUUCUCCCAGUCCUUCCAGGUCCCCGCCAUCCUCGCCGCCACCCUCGCCCACGCCGUCGUCUUCGGCUACCGCUUCUGGGUCGGGGUCGGCCUCCCCGUCGCCCCCUCCGUCCCCGUCGUCCUCGGGUGCCAGCUCGCGCUGCUCUGUUGCAACCUCGUGUGCCACGUCGGCGUCCUCUUCUUCCACUUCGGCAAGGGAGGAUGCAACGGCAUCGGCGCCUGGGUCUUCAACUCCGUCCUCAACGGGGCGCUCCUCUGGGUCUUCCUCGUCUGCUACGCCAGGAAAUCCGACGGCCGCGUGGUGGAUCGAUCCGGGCCGUCCGUGUCGCAGGAUGAGAGCAAGAAGGAGCGGUGAGGAUUAACUUGGUCGUCAUGCGUCCGUGUAUAGUAGGUGUACGAGAGAGGGAAAUCGUCGUCUACCCCGGUAAGCCUUUUGCAGAGCCGCCCACGAAUAAUGACAAUAUAUAUACAUGUUUCCAUGAGAUACAGACAAAUAAUUAGAUAAAUUAGGGAGGAAAUUAUAGUGGGAUCUUUGUGCGGAGCAAAAAGAAAGGGCACCUUGUAUAGAUGAGAAAUCAUAUAUAAUAUAUAACUUCUUUCUUUUCCCAUUGAUAUA